Molecule: messenger RNA, 994 nt
Organism: Dermacentor silvarum
Lineage: Eukaryota; Metazoa; Arthropoda; Arachnida; Ixodida; Ixodidae
Exons: 3
Coding region: 311-994 (227 amino acids)
Source: RefSeq, a predicted model, not a curated record
AGCGAUGGCAUCGCCAUGAGCCGAAUCGCGCGCCAACCCUCGCGGUGGCCCCCGCAUGGUCUCGUGUGCAAGAACGACGGCGAUUAGCCCCGGCCGCGUCCACCGUAGGUGAGCCUCGCGGCACCUUUAGCCGCUGCGUUUUUCUUCCUCCGGGAAUGCCGCUCUUCGCGCCGACAACGCACGGAUUCGACCCCCGCUCGCGAGAAUUCAGCCUUCGAGUGUUCCGCAACACGGGGGCCUGCUGAGAAGACUACUUGUGGCCACUGCCGGCCGGCGGCCGUGAGAUGCAGGGCGUCGGCCGCGGUCUGGCAUGCUGACCUGCGCCGACACGCCCCUACCGACUCUGCACACGCUGGCGCCGGGUCUACUGUUCACCUGUCACGUGUCCCAACAGUCGUCCCAGGCGCGCUCCGGGGCGCGCAAUGCCGCUCUGACGCCCCCGAUCGCUAGGGUUACGGGGCGACCACGGAAGCCGCCGAGGCGCAUACCGCGCUACCCCAGCACGUGCGCGCGCGCAUCUCCGAAGUCUGCGCAGACGGUGGCCGUCCCCGCACUGAGUGUCGUUACGACCAGCCAGGACUCGGCGCCGAGGACGCCACGAAGCGACGCCGAGCAGCUGCUGCAGGCGCCGGCCGCCCAGCCUGGAGCUACGACGCCAUUACGGGACGUUACCGAAGCCGAUGGCGAGCGCACCCUUAAGCACCCGGCCGCGGUCAGUCCCGGUGGCGCGCGCGAGAUCGGCUCCAAGGCCGGCUCUCCGAUGCGCAGAAAUUCACCGCCAGCUGUCCCAGGUCCCUCUGGAGUCACACCCCACGGCACGACUCCGGCGCAGCAGCCCACGUCUCCUGCCGACGAAGCAGCGGGGGCCGUGAAGGGGGAGCCCGAGGAUUCGGUAGGUAUAAAGCACGGCGCGCAGCACCCUGUAACCGACUCGCUGAGGUGCCUCUCGCCGAAGCAAUUGGUGCACUGGGGCCACCCGUGCCGAAAGGGGUAA